AAACGAAUCUCAAAGCAUAAUCAACCAUCAAAGUUAAACUCACCGGGAGGUAACGUUUCCUCAGAGCCAUCACCACCUGUGAAACUCCACCAUCGUCGUCCACGACGCCUCCGACGAUGCCGGUGAUCUCCUCCGCCUCCGCGGCCACAGCCCGCCGCCGUCUCUUCCUCCUCGUCACCCUCGCCGCCAUCUCUCUCCUCUACCUACUCCUUUCCCCCUCUUUCCCCCUUCCACUCAUCGCCUUCACCACUCCGCCGCCGCAUUCGCCGACGACUCUCCGCCACCUCCUCUUCGGCAUCGCCUCCUCCUCCAAAUCCCUCCCUCGCCGUCUUCCCUACCUCCGACUCUGGUACCACCCUUCUCAGAUCAACGCCAUCGUCUUCCUCGACACGCCACCACCCUCAUUCCAACCCUCCCCUUCCGACCCCCCCAUCGCCAUCUCCUCCGACUCCUCCCGCUUCCCCUACACCUUCCCGGGCGGUCUCCGCUCCGCCACUCGCGUCGCCCGCAUCGCCAAAGAGCUCGUCGAUCGAAACCUCCCCGACAUCCACUGGAUCGUGCUCGGCGACGACGACACCGUCUUCUUCCCCCAAAACCUCCUCUCGACGCUGAACAAGUACGAUUGGACCAAAUGGUACUACGUCGGAGCGAGGUCGGAGAGCGUCUGGCAAAACUCGAAGCACUGGUUCGGCAUGGCGUUCGGUGGCGGAGGCUUCGCCAUUAGCUAUCCGCUCGCUAGAGCACUCGCGAAGGUUCUGGAUUCUUGCUUGAAUAGGUAUGGCCAUUUGUAUGGAAGUGAUGAUAGGGUUUACGCUUGCUUGGUGGAGCUUGGGAUUGAACUUUCCUUUGAACCAGGAUUUCAUCAGGUUGACCUUCGGGGAAAUCUAUUCGGGUUAUUAUCUGCGCAUCCUUUGACUCCCUUGGUAUCACUUCAUCAUGUCGAUGCCAUUGAUCCGAUCUUCCCUAGCAUGAAUCGGUCCGAGGCCUUAAAACACUUAUUUGAAGCUGUGAAGGUUGAUUCAGGCAGGGUUUUGCAGCAAACUGUCUGUUAUGAUCAAUUGAAAAAACACACUAUUUCUGUUUCAUGGGGUUAUGCAAUUCAGGUUUUCCAAGGCAAUCAACAUCUUCCAGACAUCCUCUCAAUGCAACAAACUUUUACACCAUGGAAGAGAAAUCGAAAUCCUGCUUCGAGUUUGUAUAUGUUCAACACACGAGAACCACCCAAAGACGCAUGUAAAAGACCGGCCGUCUUCUUUCUCCAAAGUGUGUCACCUGAAAUCGGAACGAUCGAGAGCAAUUACAGUCGAUCUUCCCCCAUUGACAAGAACUGCUCUCAAAGCAUGAGUUCAUUGCAACAAAUAAGAGUUUCUUCUCAGAAACUAAAUACAGAGAGUCUACAGGGUCUAAGACGACAUUGCUGUGAUGUUUUUUUACAUUCAUCGGCGAAAAUUAUGGACAUAAAAAUCAGGAAAUGUGAGGAUGACGAGUUAAUUGCCAUGACCUUAUGAUUAGAAAUUGUACAGCAUAACAAUACAUUUUAUAGACGUUAUUGCAGUCAGUGACUAAAUACAGUGUAAGGCACAUGAUAGUUCAAUUCAUAUGAGUGAUUAUCAUAAAUUUUUCAAUACAAAGUAAGGCACAUGACAGUUUAAUUCAUUCUCUGAUGCAAUCUUGUAUUAUUAUUAUUAU
Messenger RNA from Dioscorea cayenensis subsp. rotundata (Guinea yam), 1689 nucleotides. RefSeq lists its product as uncharacterized. The record is from RefSeq and is a predicted model, not a curated record. The coding region runs from base 117 to 1508 and encodes 463 amino acids. NCBI's taxonomy places the organism in Eukaryota, Viridiplantae, Streptophyta, Magnoliopsida, Dioscoreales, Dioscoreaceae. Gene Ontology annotation, molecular function: acetylglucosaminyltransferase activity. The transcript is spliced from 3 exons.